Messenger RNA from Solanum pennellii, 1590 nucleotides. Its product is annotated as histone H2B.1-like. Bases 567 to 1418 code for a protein of 283 amino acids. Gene Ontology annotation, molecular function: structural constituent of chromatin; DNA binding; protein heterodimerization activity. Gene Ontology annotation, cellular component: nucleosome. The transcript has a single exon. Gene Ontology annotation, biological process: nucleosome assembly. Lineage: Eukaryota; Viridiplantae; Streptophyta; Magnoliopsida; Solanales; Solanaceae. The record is from RefSeq and is a predicted model, not a curated record.
AUUGCAUAAUAUUUUUAAAAAGUGUUCAUUUAUAACAAAAAAUAUUCUUCAUAAAUACAAUGAAAAUAAUGUGGAAUUUUUAAAGAUAAUUAUGCUUUAAUCAUGCUGACGUAGUCACUAAAACCUCUUACGCUGUGAAUCAUACAAUAAUUAAUAUUAAUUUUAUAUAACAUGAUAACAAAUCUAUAGAUCGUAUAUAACUAGUAAUUACUACAUUAAUUUUAAAAAGCAUAGCAAUUAGCAACAAAGUAUUAUACUACUCCACCAAGAAUUAAUCUCAUUAUAAAUUAUAAUUAUAAAUAUAAAUAUAAAUUAGCUGCUUUUGAAACAGAACAGUGAAAAUUGAUAUGAAAGGUGGCAUCUUCUUUACUCUUCAUUUUUACCCACGUAUCAUGUAACUUCCAUUAUUUCAACACCUGUAUUCCACGUGUCAAUCUCUUACAAACUUCUCAACAGUGAAAAAGCUGAGAAUUUCCCUCUUCAUAUACUACUCCACCGUACAUUUUUCAAAACACGCUUUAAAAAAAAGAGAGGGAACAAACAAUAGAAAAAUAUAAAAUUCGAAAAUGGCACCAAAGAAGCGUGGAGGAAGGGCCCGUGCUACGGUGGUCACCGCCCGAAAAGUGGUGGAAGAAACCGUCUCCGUCGUCGUAACUCCGGUUGCCGGUGAAACGGAGACCGAAAGUCAAACUUUGACGGAAGAAAAUCAAUCAUUCGAAAUACUAACUCCACCUCCUUCUGAAGAACCUACGCCUAAAAGAACCAUUAAUGUUGAAGACAAAUCCGAAGGAAAAAAGGCCCCACGAAGAAAACCCGACCCGGCUCAACAAGUAGAUGAAGAUGAAACGCAACCAGCUGAUGAGCCAGAAGAGAUGCCAUCACCUCCCAAAAAGGAAUCGGGUCAAAAAAAGACCCAGAAGAGGAAACCCGAGCCGGCCCAACGAGGUGAUGAAGACGAAACUCAACCAGCUGAGGAACCAGAGGAGAUGCCUACGCCUCCGAAAAUGGAAGCGGAUCAAAAGAAGGCCCAAAAGAGGAAACCCGACCCGGCCCAGAAAGCAAAAGGAGGUGGAGAGAGGAAAAGGAAGAGGGCGAAAGUGGGUGGGGGAGUGGGACCCAGUGAAGGGUAUAGAAGGUAUGUGUUUAGAGUGAUGAAGCAAGUUCAUCCAGAUAUGGGAAUAUCAUCAAAGGCUAUGACGGUAUUGAAUAAUUUGAUGGGUGAUAUGUUCGAGAGGAUCGCCAAUGAAGCGGCGAUCCUCACGAAGUACGUGGGACGCACCACGUUGGCGUCAGUGGAUAUUCAAGAUGCGGUGAAAUUGGUGCUACCAGGGGAGCUUGGAAAGCAUGCAAUUGCUGAAGGGACAAAAGCUGUAGCCAACUAUGUGACUAGUGUUGAAAAGUCGAAGUCGAAGCCCUAAUUGUUAGUUAGUUAGGUAGCUCUUGUGAAUAUUUAGAGGUUUAUGUUUAUUGCAUUUUGGUUUACUAUCCUUUUCUAGCCAGGUGUUUGAUUUUGGAAAAUCACUGCAAGCAAAUGUCGGGCUCUUUUUUGUAAUAGUUUCAGUACUAAUGAGCCUUUUGUUUUUUAUUUUA